Molecule: messenger RNA, 1046 nt
Organism: Syngnathus acus (greater pipefish)
Lineage: Eukaryota; Metazoa; Chordata; Actinopteri; Syngnathiformes; Syngnathidae
Gene: helt
Product: helt bHLH transcription factor
Exons: 4
Coding region: 19-951 (310 amino acids)
Biological process (GO): anterior/posterior pattern specification; regulation of neurogenesis; regulation of transcription by RNA polymerase II
Cellular component (GO): nucleus
Molecular function (GO): RNA polymerase II cis-regulatory region sequence-specific DNA binding; protein dimerization activity; DNA-binding transcription factor activity, RNA polymerase II-specific
Source: RefSeq, a predicted model, not a curated record
UUAGCGCAGCGUGCACGCAUGGUCCCCAGUUUAAUCCCUGCGUGGAAUAAUUUACAUUUUGGCGUGAAUCCCCCCUGGAUGAGCCCCUUUAUAAGGGCUUGCCUUGUUUUCCACUGCUUACAUUUCGUUUUACUUUCCACGGCAUCGCGUCUCUCUGCAAAUUGCAACAUCUUGGAAGACUUGGGGGAAAACAUUUUCUCCUUUAUGGCAUCCAGAAUGAAGGAACGAAAGAGAACGCCAAUUUCUCACAAAGUGAUCGAGAAACGAAGACGAGAUCGUAUCAAUCGCUGCUUGAACGAGCUGGGGAAAACAGUACCGAUGGCGCUGGCCAAGCAGAACUCCGGGAAGCUGGAGAAGGCUGAAAUAUUGGAGAUGACAGUUCAGUAUUUGAGAGCUCUCCACUCUGCAGAUUUUCCAAGAGGCAGAGAAAAGGGCGAGUUACUGACCGAGUUCGCCAACUACUUCCACUACGGCUACCACGAGUGCAUGAAGAACCUAGUCCACUAUUUGACCACGGAAGACCGAGCCGAGACCAAAGACAUCAAGUACGCGCGUAUCCUCGCCUUCCUGCAGUCCAAAUCACGCGCAAUCACCGAGCCCGUGUUCGGUUCCGCCGGGCCCGAUGCGUCGGACUACCUGGGCCACCAGCUGCACUCGUCUCCGGAGCAUCAGAGCUUGCACAGCCCCACAGAGAUGUACCAACAUCACCACCAGCAGCAACAGCAGCAGCAGCAACAGCAGAGCCCGCCACGACACUUGGCCUGGCACAGCUCGGCCCGCGGCCCGGCCAUCUCGUACCCGCCCGCUGUGGCUUUGAGUGCAGCGCACGCGCAGCAGCACGGUGGAUACUUAUCACCGGUGCAGGGACUCGAACAUCAUCACUACUUCAACUUGCUUGGCCACGCGCACCACAACACCUUCACUCUGCACAGUGCGCAACACGCCAUGUAACAUAAAUUGUUGUCGUUUUAUUUAUAUUCAUGCAGAGGAUGAGAUGGAACUUGUACAUGAUGUAAUUAAAUGUUUCAUUAAAAAACAUACAGCUA